Molecule: messenger RNA, 585 nt
Organism: Chaetomium globosum CBS 148.51
Lineage: Eukaryota; Fungi; Ascomycota; Sordariomycetes; Sordariales; Chaetomiaceae
Exons: 2
Coding region: 1-585 (194 amino acids)
Source: RefSeq, a predicted model, not a curated record
AUGGGCAUCCUCUCCAACAUCCUCCUCCUGACAGCGGCGUCGGCCGCCCUGGCAGACACCGCCGCCCCCGCAACACCCAAGAUCACCAGCAUCACCUUCUCCGGGAACGGGUGCGCCCGGGAUCCCAAGUUCUCGGGCGGCUUCAACGACCCGACCGUGACCUUCAGCAGCUUCGCCGCCUCGCUCCCGGGCUCCUCGCAGACGCUCAACUGCCAAGCGCACCUCCAGGCCAGCGGCGCCAGCCCCGGGUGGCAGGUCUCCCUCAAGACCAACGUCGUCAAGGGCCGCGUGCUGCUCACCCCAGGCACCUCCCUGACCCACUACACCACCGUCUUCUUCAGCCAGGACGCCGCGCGCUCGGACACCAUCUCGGGCACCGUCUCCAACAACGGCGACGGCACCGUCAACGAGGGCGUCACGCUCGUGGCCAAGGCCGACGCCAGCCGCGUGUGGUCGCCCUGCACUGGCAACGACGGCUACACGGGCAUCAUGAACAUCAACUUCCGCGGCGCGCUGACGGGCGACGGCAAGGCGCAGUUUGUGGCGGACACCGAGGAGUGGGAUCUGGAGUGGAGGCGAUGCUGA